Messenger RNA from Clupea harengus (Atlantic herring), 1263 nucleotides. It is a transcript of the gene szl, whose product is annotated as sizzled. Gene Ontology annotation, biological process: canonical Wnt signaling pathway; non-canonical Wnt signaling pathway. Gene Ontology annotation, molecular function: Wnt-protein binding. The record is from RefSeq and is a predicted model, not a curated record. Lineage: Eukaryota; Metazoa; Chordata; Actinopteri; Clupeiformes; Clupeidae.
AGCAGCGCUCGACUCACCCAGGACUUCAAUUCCUUGUUUGUGCAAACUUACUUUUACCUUACUUCAAACCUGAUUCUGAUUCUUCACUAGACCCUGUCAACUGACCUUCUUUGCUAAAACCAUGGCUCUCUUUGCAAUGCUCAGCACCCUGGCCUCCCUGUCUCUGCUUGCCCAGUGCUGGGCCUUCGACUUGGGCCAGUCUACUCGCUGUGUGCCCAUACCUCGUCAGAUGAGCAUGUGCCAGGAUGUGGGCUACUCAGAGAUGAGGCUGCCCAACUUACUCGGGCACAGCAGCCUGGAGGGCGAGGUGGUUCCCCGCUCGGAGGACUGGCGCCCACUGCUGCAGACCGGAUGCCACCCCCAGGCUAAGGCCUUCCUCUGCUCCCUCAUCGCUCCUGUGUGCUUGGACACGUUCAUUCAGCCAUGCCGUAGCCUGUGUGUGGCCGUGCGGGAUAGCUGUGCCCCCGUGCUGGCCUGUCAGGGGCACGCCUGGCCAGAAGCGCUGGACUGUGACCGCUUCCCUGCUCAGGAGGACAUGUGUCUAACCUCUCUGAUUAAACCAAUGGGUGGCUACAUGCUUAAAAAUUUGCCUCAGCCAGCCUGUCAAGACUGCCCUGCUGUGCAUGAACUCCCUUCUCUGAAAACACUGUUUGACUCGUUUUGCCUGAGUGAUUUUGUUGUCAGAGCUAAGCUGUCCCGCCGCCGUCUGCCGUUUGGUGAACCGGAGUUUGAAGUGGAGGGCUGGGUAGAGUUCAUCCAACAAGGCCCCCUCCUGCCUUACGACACCAAAAGCCUGCUGCAACAGUGGAUGCUCAUCAACCUGCGCUGUGCUCACACGCUAGUGCGACCCGGCCGUGCCCAGCUCUACAUCCUCUCCGGUACGGUCAAACCUGAAGGCACCAUAGCGUUCAAACAUCUCUUCCCCUGGCACAAGAAAGACAUCAAUAUUGCCGUGGCGACACGAAAAUGGAAGCAUCACAAAUGUUGAAAAGACUGAAAGUAAACGUUCACACCUAUGCCUCUCAGCUGGAGGAACUCCUAAUUAUUUGGGGGGAAUGAGUCUUCGAACACUGAGACUGGAAUAGCGUUGCAUCGGAGCUGGCUUCUCCAACUGACUCGCUAUUGCCCCCCUCUGGUCAAUUCAGUUGCUCACUCAAUACAGCUCUGUGAAAAGAGAAACCAAUGCACUCUGUAUAUUGUAUAUAGAAACACACAUUAUAUUUGUAUUCAGAUGUGUGUGUAUAUUUAUGUUUAUUGUGUCUU